This is a messenger RNA of Microthlaspi erraticum, 291 nucleotides long. Lineage: Eukaryota; Viridiplantae; Streptophyta; Magnoliopsida; Brassicales; Brassicaceae. The record is from the annotation of a GenBank genome assembly.
AUGGAGUUUCAAGGGAUUGCUUAUGACCUCUACUCUCUGAACAUUAUGAUCAAUUGCUUCUGCCGGCGCCGGAAACUCGGCUUUGCUUUCUCUGUUUUGGGGAAGAUGUUGAAACUUGGAAAGAUGGAAGGAAGAAAGAUCAAGCUCGAUGCAGCCAAAUACAAUAUUAUCAUCGAUGGUCUUUGCAAAGAUGGGAAGCUCGACGAUGCAAUCAAUCUUUUCAAUGAAAUGGAAAUGAAAGGGAUCAAAGCAAUGUUAUCACCUACAGCACUCUCAUCGGAGGCUUUGUAA